AUGGACGAAAUCGAGGACAUCGUGCGGCGGAUUGGCCGACAGCAGGGCGAAAAUGCGUACUACCGUAGCUGUUACGUUCUUCUCAAACAGCUGCAGGACGCGGUUGGACAAGCCGCCGAAGAUUUGCUCCGUUUUCACCAGUCCGGUGCUUUUUUAUCUUCCGACGACUUUCAUCCCGCCUCCCAAAUCGCCGAUGACCUGCGCAACGCUAUUUACGACUUGAUGUGCCAGGAGCGCAAAGCUCAGUUGGCCUGGGAGGAGUUUUGCUAG
This is a messenger RNA of Penicillium alfredii, 270 nucleotides long. RefSeq lists its product as uncharacterized. NCBI's taxonomy places the organism in Eukaryota, Fungi, Ascomycota, Eurotiomycetes, Eurotiales, Aspergillaceae. The coding region runs from base 1 to 270 and encodes 89 amino acids. The record is from RefSeq and is a predicted model, not a curated record. The transcript has a single exon.